AUCCUCUGCUCUCUCUCUCUCUCUCUCUCUCUCUCUCUCUCUCUCUUUUCCUCUCAUCCAUUUAUGAUUUCUAUACCAUUUUCGCCUCUUCCUUCUCUUCUCCGUUAUCCAUUCGACGAAGCUUCAUUCAACAAUAUGAAUUCUUGAUCCUGAUUUCUUGAUUUGGUGUUGAUUGUGGGUUUUCUUUCCGUUUUCCUCACAAUCCACCCUGUGCCCUUUUAUUUCGUUCUAUUCUUUCAUAUUGUUCUUCAAAAUCCCGUAUGAGGAGAAGAAGAGCAGCAGCCGCCGCCGCGGCCACCACCGCCGCAGCAACUGAAGGAGUAGUGGAACCAAACGGAUCUGCACCUCAAAAUAUAAUAAAGGGGAAAGAACCCAGAUAUAGAGGAGUCCGGAAAAGAACAUGGGGCAGAUUUGCCGCCGAGAUCAGAGAUCCUUUGAAAAAGACUAGAGUCUGGCUCGGUACCUUCGACUCCGCGGAGGAUGCUGCCCGUGCUUAUGACGCUGCCGCCCUUUCCCUCCGUGGACCCAAGGCCAAAACCAAUUUUGUCAUCUCAUCCUCCCAUUUAUCCCCUUUCACCUACCAAAACCCCCCCGAUUCUUUCAUGGAUCACAGGUUAUAUACAGCAGAUGGAUUUGAUGAGCAUCACGUAAAUCCCCAGAGACCCACUUCUAGCAGUCAGAGCAGUACGGUGGAAUCUUUCAGCGGUCCCAGGCCACCGGUGUCAACAACAGCAACAAAAAGAUCGCGGAUUUUGUUGUCGGCGACUGCCCCGAAGAAGACCCAUCAGAGGACUCAACCGAUGGUGCCGGAGGAUUGUCAAAGCGAUUGUGAUUCGUCGUCUUCGGUUAUUGACGAUGGUGAUAUUGCAUCAUCCUCGUCCUUGAGCUGCCGGAAGCCCUUACCUUUCGAUCUGAAUUUUCCACCGAUGGAUCAGGUUGACUUUGUUAUUGAUGAUCUCCAGUGUACUGGUCUAUGCCUUUGAUGAUAAUGAUGACUAGAAAAAAAAAUCAAUUUUUUAACAUUAUUGUGCGGAUUGAAGAGGGAAAAAAAAGAAAAAAAAAUCAGAUUAGAUUACGAUAAACUCAUCUUAAUCUGUGUGAGUAUGCACGUAUUCUGUUUUCUUGAUGGUCUUUUUUUGAUGGAUUAUUAAGCUACUGGUUACAGAUCCAUCUCUGUAUAUUUUUCUUCGUCUCCCUUUAAUAGAAAGACUUUUACUGCUUUA
Molecule: messenger RNA, 1223 nt
Organism: Manihot esculenta (cassava)
Lineage: Eukaryota; Viridiplantae; Streptophyta; Magnoliopsida; Malpighiales; Euphorbiaceae
Product: ethylene-responsive transcription factor 3
Exons: 1
Coding region: 261-983 (240 amino acids)
Biological process (GO): regulation of DNA-templated transcription
Molecular function (GO): DNA binding; DNA-binding transcription factor activity
Source: RefSeq, a predicted model, not a curated record